AUGGAUACAUAUACAACGCAACGAAGGCUUGCUACGUCACAUUGGCUAGCUUUAGCUUGAGCCAAAGCAGCCUGCCUAUGACAAAGGAAAGACGACGACGACGACGAGUGGGAAAGAGUUUUAGUUGCGCGGUGUUAGUUGCGAAGAGACCGGGAAACAGAGCUGGUCAGAGGGUCACAAAAACAAAAAAAGUAUGACGGGGCUUCCGAGGGACGUCACAAGAUGGCUGCAGAGUCUCGAGUUGACUGUACAGUCAUUGAACGUCCGCAGAGACUUUUCCACUGGCUACCAUGUGGCCGAGAUGUUUUGUCGUUAUUAUCCCAGGGAUUUUCAAAUGCACGCCUACAGCAGGGGAGCGUCCUUCUCUGCCAAACAGGACAACUGGAACAAGAUACUUCGGACAGUGCAGAAGUUGCAUCUGCAAUUGACAGAGAAGCUGGUCUACGGAACCAUCCACUGUAAACCAGGAGCGGCCGAGAUGCUGGUGCAGCAGGUGUAUACUAUCCUGACCAAGCACAGGCCUCGAACAGCUCAAAACCCAGAAUUGGACUUCUCUGAUCAGAAGUACCAGCAGCUCCUCCCCCCUGCUGCUCGCUCCACAGCCAGCACGGCUGUGAAGAGCAACCUGAGGAAGACUGAGGUCAUGGCUGUGUCAGACCUCAUCGCCAACGGGAGGAGAGCUGAGGCCAUUAUCUGCAAGCACCUGCAGGACAAGGAAUUGACUGACCGAGAGCGUUCAAAUAAAUCAAUCAAGCGGAUGACCGGGAAUGAAUUGAGUCCAGAUGGAAAGCUCUCAUCUGUGUUGUGCCUCCAGCCACCACUGAGUGUUGCUAAUCUCUCGUAUAAGACCAUCAAAGUGAACCAGCCUGCCAGAAGACUCCCGCCAAGCUGUUAAAAGCAGACAAUAUGUCCCCCGCCCCAUCCAAAACAUUUUCCAGUUGUCCCAAUAACAUAGCUUAUCUAUAGAAACAACCCACAAGGUUCUAUAAUUUGAUUUUUGUUUUCCUUUGUUUUUUUUUUUACAUUGAAAAGUCCUAUUCCUUAAGUUGUCCUUUUGAAGAUCCAAAAUCGAUUGUUGUUUACACUAAAUAGCACAAUUUCCUCAAAUACACUGAACUAACCUGCAAUCAUACUUGCAGACGUUACGUCAUUAAGAUUUGGUUUAAAAGAACCACAAGGUGGCAGCACUAGUAGAGACGACUGAAGUCAAUCACAUCAGCAUGAAAAUAAUGCAACAUGCACCUGCUUUAUCUUUAUGUUGUUCACUGCAUUCCUUUUUUGUUUGUUUGUUUUACUCAGACAUUUUGAUUGAUACAUCAUCUGGAUUAAGAUAAGAACAGUUGAAAAUGGAGUGUUUCUUAUAUUCCAAUAAAUACA
Messenger RNA from Corythoichthys intestinalis (scribbled pipefish), 1377 nucleotides. RefSeq names its product spermatogenesis associated 4 (gene spata4). Gene Ontology annotation, molecular function: microtubule binding. Bases 194 to 895 code for a protein of 233 amino acids. Gene Ontology annotation, biological process: regulation of cytoskeleton organization. The transcript is spliced from 6 exons. The record is from RefSeq and is a predicted model, not a curated record. Lineage: Eukaryota; Metazoa; Chordata; Actinopteri; Syngnathiformes; Syngnathidae. Gene Ontology annotation, cellular component: axoneme.